Molecule: messenger RNA, 1279 nt
Organism: Eurytemora carolleeae
Lineage: Eukaryota; Metazoa; Arthropoda; Copepoda; Calanoida; Temoridae
Exons: 4
Coding region: 2-1195 (397 amino acids)
Source: RefSeq, a predicted model, not a curated record
UAUGUGUCUUUUCAGUACCAGUUUAACACUAGGGUUGCAAAGCAUUUCAAAAAUGUAUCGACAGCGUUUAGGAUUUUUGCGUAUAAUAACAGUGUCCGGAAAAUCAGAAAAUGUUCGAAAUUUGAAAAUAAAAAAGUUGGAAAAGGAACAUCCCAACAAAAUGGCGGAUAUUAAACGGAAACAUGGCGGAAAGCUUAAACAUCUGAUUGAAGAAGUUCUUGAGGAGCCUCUCGUCGAGUUUGGAGCUCUCCCCCUGGAGUCUGAGUGGUUGGUUACAGAGAGGAGCGGAGGGAGCCAUCAUUAUGAUGAGUUCAUGAAGCAUAUUAUUGAGGAGCCUUAUACAGAGUUUGGAGCUACUGGAGCACCAAGUCCAGGGAGCCAUACCCUAACUGAGAUACAUCGUAAACAUCAUGAAGCAGAGCACAUGUUAGAAGAGAUCAUUCAGGAGCCUUUUAUUGAGUUUGGAGCUCCUCCACAGGCCUACGGAGGUCGGGGUGUUCUGGAGGAGGACUAUCCAGGAAGUUGGGAUCUGCUAAAUCCUCCAAAAGUUGACGAACCGGAAGUAUUUACAAAACAGCCGAUUGAUGACGUCAUCCAUACACCGGUUGUAGAAGAAAAGAUCCCUGAAUUUCUACCACCAUGGUUGGAGAAAAAUCCCUCCGAUCCAGUGGAGGGAUUCCUGAAGGAGGAGGAGAGGAUGAUGAAGGGAGGAAUGAUGGUGGAGGAGGACGUAAACUCAAUCACAUACUUCAUCAACAUCAACCAGUUCAACACUAAGGACAUCUUGGUUUUCCGCGUUGGCGACGAGGUUUGGAUCGAAAGAAACAAAGACGACCCCUACACGACCCCCACGGACCUCCACGCCUGUAAAGAAGAGGUGAGGCCGGAGAAUCUGAGGAAGGAGGUUUCUGAGAGGGUAGAGGACGGGAUGAGUAAAGAGUUGCUUGAAAGGUUUAUAUUCCCUGUUAUUCCGGAUGAGGAUAGAUGGGAUGAGGGGAUCUGGAAGAAUGAGGAUGAUGUUCAUCACAAUGAGGUUUGGGAGGAUACCCUGAGGUUCCAUCUACCCCCUGGAGCUGUGGUUAGUAGUCUAGAGACUAGAGUACAAGAUAAUAUGCUUAGGAUUAAGCUACAGAAAACUAGACCUGGAGAACCAACUAAUAGUAAAUCUGUAAUUCCAAAGAGGUUUUUAAUGUAAAUUGUAAUUUAAAUUUUAAAUUAAUUUUUAUUGCGUUUGGAAAAAUCUGCUGGGUAAAAUAAAGAAAUGUUUUUAAAGAUAUGA